CUGAUUUUAAAGCGUCGCAAGCGGGAGGAAGAAAGCUGGCGCCAUCUUUGUUAGAUUCAAUGAGAGGGACGACUGAGGAGGGAAACAGCUUGUAACUUCUCUUCAGCAGUGAAGGAAGAACUUACACCGCCCCGUAUCCAUACGAAAAAAUUACUGUUGAAUGGUGUCGCUGACCCCUACGCCUUGACCGAUCACAGGGCCAAUGUUUUACGCCCACUUUGUCCUCAGCAAGCGUGGGCCGUUAGCCAAGAUAUGGCUGGCGGCCCACUGGGACAAGAAGUUGACCAAAGCUCACGUCUUUGAAUGCAACCUGGAGAGCAGUGUGGAGAGCAUCAUUUCCCCCAAGGUGAAAAUGGCUCUACGUACAUCUGGACAUCUUCUCCUGGGUGUAGUGAGGAUCUACCAUAGGAAAGCCAAGUACCUGCUUGCUGACUGUAACGAGGCUUUCAUUAAGAUCAAAAUGGCUUUCCGACCAGGUGUUGUCGAUCUGCCCGAAGACAAUCGCGAGGCUGCCUACAACGCCAUCACUUUGCCAGAAGAAUUUCAUGAUUUUGAUCAGCCCCUUCCUGAUCUUGAUGACAUAGAUGUAGCCCAGCAGUUCACGCUGAACCAGAGCCGUGUGGAGGAGAUCACCAUGAGAGAGGAAGUGGGCAGUCUCAGCAUCAUGGCUGACAAUGACUUUGGUGACUUUGGCAUGGACGAUCGAGGUAUUAUGAGGGAGGAGAGUGCUUUUGAGGUGGACAUCAUCCACGGAUCCUCUGCCUCGAACCUUCUGUUGGAGGCAGAGCCUGGCCCCGCCCACCUUCCUGACAAGUCGACCAAUCUUGACUAUGAUGACUUUGGAGAGAACAACCUGGAGAACAGUGAUGGUGGAAUACUCGUGGAUAAGCUCUUGAGCAGUGAUGGUGGUGGCGGAAUAUUUGAUGAUCCUCCAGCCAUCACGGACAGUGUCAUGAUGCCCCCAGAACACGGAGACGACGAUGAUGACGAUUUUGAUAACCUCUCCCCCGCUGGAGCACCGGACAGCCCUGACUUGGGUCCGGUAGACCCUCUUCCUAACACCACGGAUCAGACAGAGCAGACUACUCUGGUGCCUAACGUAGAGGAGGCCUUUGCUCUGGAGCCCAUCGACAUCACUGUGAAAGAGACCAAGGCCAAGAGGAAGAGGAAAUUGAUUGUGGACAGCCUGAAGGAGCUCGACAGCAAGACCAUCCGUGCGCAGCUCAGUGACUACUCGGACAUCGUCACCACACUGGACCUGGCUCCGCCCACCAAGAAGCUGAUGAUGUGGAAGGAGACGGGAGGUGUGGAGAAGCUCUUCUCCCUGCCAGCCCAGCCGCUCUGGAACGGCCGCCUGCUUAAGAUGUUCACGCGCUGCCUGACGCCAUUGGUGCCGGACGAGCUGAGGAAGAGGAGGCAUGGUGGCGAGGCCGACAGCCUGGAGGAGUUUCUCCGGGAGCUGGAGAACCCCGAGGUGCCCCGUGAGGAGCAGCCGUGCCUGCGCGGAGACGUCAUCGAUCAGACCAUCCUGGAGGAGCCCAGUGUACUGCAGGCCUCCUCUAUCGAGGGCAGCCGGACCACUCUGGACGAGACCCUGAUGCCUCCGCCCCCCAGGCAGCGUCCCGUCAAGCGCAAGUCUCAGGAGCCCGAGCCCACCUUGCCGUCAAUGGCCAUGCUGGAUCAGAGCCUGCCGCCGGUGGAGCAGACGGGGCUGACCCAACAGCUGGACGUGCCCCAGGUGGAGCUGCCCCCCGAGGAGAGCGCCAGCCUCUCCAGGCUUGCGCCAGAGCUUGACCUGCUGGGGGAGAAAAGCAAGGAUAAGGAGGACAGUGAGGAGGAGGAGGAGAUUGAGGGCCAAGGCGGAGACCAGGACCAGGAGGAGAGGAGAUGGAACAAGAGAACCCAGCAGAUGCUGCAUGGACUUCAGCGUGUGAUGGCCAAGACCGGAGUCCAGUCCAUCAGCCUGCUGGAGCUUUGCAAGAACAACAACAGGAAGCAGGCUGCUGCCAAGUUCUACAGUUUCCUGGUCCUGAAGAAACAGCAAGCUGUUGACCUGUCUCAGGUCGAGCCCUACAGUGACAUCGUCGCCACGCCAGGGCCACGCUUCCAUAUUGUAUAGGUGCAUGUUACUCUGAUCUGUGUAGUAGCUGUAUUUAACACUUUUUAAUGUUGGUCAGUUUUUUUUUUUUUUUUUAUUGUUAUUGUGUAUCUGGCUUGUUUUUUGGACCAAUUGUAAGAAGAAUUGAUCAUGACGAGGUUUUAACUCCACAUAGCAGGGGGCUUACAUGUUGGUCUCUUGUAUUCCCAUUAUUUCAAAACCAAUGAAACUUUGCAGCCUGUCUUCUAUAUUUCAGAAACUGUUUUAACACUUUGGUUUUUACCUGAUUUAGGUUUUACAGCUCAAAUACUAGUAGAAUAGGUGUAUACAUUUUUACAUUUUUGAUAAUGUCAUGUUUGAGAGACAGGUUUAUUUUUGGAAGUUUUGGUGUAAGUGUUGAAUAAUGCAGAAGCUCAACAUUUUGUAUCCCUUUUAAUGACAUGUCUAAGGAUUGCUCUGUGGUUAUUAAAGGUUUAUUCAAACUAAACUAUA
This is a messenger RNA of Electrophorus electricus (electric eel), 2590 nucleotides long. RefSeq names its product RAD21 cohesin complex component a (gene rad21a). Gene Ontology annotation, molecular function: chromatin binding; protein binding. Gene Ontology annotation, cellular component: cohesin complex. NCBI's taxonomy places the organism in Eukaryota, Metazoa, Chordata, Actinopteri, Gymnotiformes, Gymnotidae. Gene Ontology annotation, biological process: sister chromatid cohesion; replication-born double-strand break repair via sister chromatid exchange. The record is from RefSeq and is a predicted model, not a curated record.